Molecule: messenger RNA, 1780 nt
Organism: Thermothielavioides terrestris NRRL 8126
Lineage: Eukaryota; Fungi; Ascomycota; Sordariomycetes; Sordariales; Chaetomiaceae
Exons: 3
Coding region: 184-1659 (491 amino acids)
Source: RefSeq, a predicted model, not a curated record
CGGUCUUGUUCGCCAAAUCACGUGAGACGCAGCUCAACCCCGCUUCCGAUCGCGAAUCUGUUGGGAAUCAGGCAUCGGUGAAGGCCAGUCUGGGCGCUGUUCCGGUGCAUGGUUCGGUGUGGAGGGACGUCAACUCGGAGUCUUUGCUGAGGACAGCUUGCUCCCUCAUGUUCCAUUGCGAAGAUGACGACGCUAGGUGGGGCGACUCUCGGAGACAAGGAGCCCAUCUUCGAGCUCGCAACCGAGUGCGAGGAACGGUUCGAUGAGCAAAUCCGGCGGCUGAAGGCCGACGGCAAGCCUAACAGCGUAGCCGCCCUUGAGGAGCUCAGGCAGCGCUUCGCCAACUGGGCAGCCUUCCUGGGUGUCUUUGCCGACCCGAAAGUGUGCCUGGAUCGCAGGCUACGGCAUCAUGUCGGGAUCCAGGACCAGGUGCUCCGCCUGCUAGAUAUUAUAGUGCAGAACCUUGCCUACCUGCAUCAGCCGGAUGAGUCUCCUGAUCGCAUGGAGAUUGAGCCCGCCGAAGCUCCGCAACACCACGGUAUCAGUAUCGAGAGCCUCGACGCCAUAUCUGGCGCAAAUGACCGCUUAAACCACCUCGGUAUCGCCAUCCGCCAGUCUUCGGUGAGGAGCCGAACAGACAAGGCCAGAGCGUUCCAACAGACGUUCGACGUCUCCUCGUUCCAAGAGGUCGCCUACCAAGCCUUAAAGUCAUUCUACCCCGACGCCAGCGAGGAGUUAAUCAGGCAGCUCACCCGGUCCAUGACGGAGACGUAUGCACUAUUCCUCCGCUGCAAGUCGCGGCAGGGGAUGCUACAGGCCCCGCGCGAGCGGCCGCGCACGCCCACCCCUCUGUCCGACAUCGCCGAAGAGCCAGGAGGCGAGGCCGACGGUGGUGGCACCCACGCCGCGAGUCCCAUGGACGUCGAGAUGCCGGCGACGCCACAGGGAAGCAGGGAGCCAGUUGCGAGGACACCCCGGAGUCCGCCGCCGGUUCGGCAGCAUGCCUGGCUCGUGGCCUCCGAGAAGCCGACGUCAGUGGACAGCCAGGAAGUCAUGAGGAGGUACAACAAGUUGCUCAAUCCGUCCGUCAAGGGAACGGCCAAAUCAAUCCUAGUCAGCCAUGUGGACUAUCUGCGGCCUCCAAAAGGGAGUCUCAACUGCCAAUGGUGCUUUACUCCGCUCGGUGUUGAUGUCCUAUCAAACGAAUCAAAGUGGCAAAAGCACGUCAACGAGGACCACAGGCCCUAUGUUUGCAUCUCCGAGAAGUGUGCUCAGCCUCCCAGAUUCGCCGCCUCGUCCGAGUGGUUCCAGCACAUGCUCAACAACCACGGCCGGAACUGGCACCGCGAGGUGCACGCGCCCUUGUUGUGGGUGUGCCCCUUAUGCUUCGGCCAGGAGGAGACCACUUUCUCUAAGCCAGCCGAGCUCGCCGAUCACCUCUACGCCUUCCACGAAGGCACCUUCACCGACUCUCAGGUCCAGGCUAUCGUCCAGCAGAGCCGGAUCCGCUCCCCCCGUCCCAGGGACGCAUGCCCGCUCUGCUGCCUCUCGAUGAAACAGCAAGAGGACCCGUCGACCAACGAGAAGGCGAAGGCGAGGCGAGGGUCAUCAGCCAAGCAGCCCUUUCCAGGGGGGGUCAGGCUUCGAGGGCAGCCGUAAGCGCACCAAGACCGAGACGGGCCAUGCGCAGUCCCACCAGCACGGUCACGGGGAAUCGGGGACGACGGCUGCGGAACAGCGCGAAAUGGACGCCCAGGCCGAUCCUUCCACGGAUCCGCCU